Molecule: messenger RNA, 978 nt
Organism: Mobula hypostoma (lesser devil ray)
Lineage: Eukaryota; Metazoa; Chordata; Chondrichthyes; Myliobatiformes; Myliobatidae
Product: probable G-protein coupled receptor 139
Exons: 2
Coding region: 1-978 (325 amino acids)
Biological process (GO): phospholipase C-activating G protein-coupled receptor signaling pathway
Cellular component (GO): plasma membrane
Molecular function (GO): G protein-coupled receptor activity
Source: RefSeq, a predicted model, not a curated record
AUGCUUGAAACAUUUUUCCGUGUGAGAAAGAUAUACUUCUUGAUCAUUGCAGUUAUUGGUGUUCCCGUGAAUUUAGUGGCGAUUGUGAUCCUGUCCCGGGGAAAAUGCGGCCUCUCCACCUGCACCACUCGCUACCUGGUGGCCAUGGCAACGGCGGAUCUACUGACCAUCAUCUUUCAGGUUAUAUUGGGGCGCGUCUUUAACUAUUACUUGCCCGGGACAUUUCUGGACAUCACCGCCGUAUGCAGUGUGAACUACGUCCCCUUAAGGGCAGCCACAGACUGUUCUGUCUGGUUCACCGUCACCUUUACGUUUGAUCGGUUUGUCGCCAUCUGUUGCCAGAAGCUGAAAGCAAAAUAUUGCACCGGGAAAACUGCAGCUGUAGUUUUGACAACAACCGGCGUUCUUUUCUGUUUUAAAAAUGUGCCCUACUUCUUUAUGUAUCGACCAAUGAAAGUAAUUGAUAAUAUACCCUGGGGCUGCAUUCGUAAAUCGAGUUACUAUACGGAUCGCGGGUGGGUGGGAUAUAGCUGGCUUUCUACCGUUCUAGCGCCAUUGCUCCCGUUCGUAUUAAUACUCCUGUUCAACGCUCUGACAGUCAGACACAUUUUGGUGACUAGUCGCGUCCGGAAGGGGCUGAGGGGUCAGAGCAAGGGAGACAACCGCAGUGACCCGGAGAUGGAGAGCAGGAGGAAGUCUGUGAUCUUACUUCUCACCAUCUCCGGAAGCUUCAUCACCCUGUGGUCAGUAAAAGUUGCCGAAUUCCUUUAUUACACCAUUGCUGGAUUGGAUCAGAAUAGUUACAACGAUUCGGAAUAUAUAUUUCAACAUUCUGGAUACAUGCUGAUGAUAUUAAGUUGCUGCACAAACACUUUUAUUUAUGGGGUAACUCAGUCCAAGUUCAGAGAGCAGUUCAUCAGCGCAGUGAAAUAUCCGCUCACGUCAAUUAUUCAACUAGUUAAUAAACAAAACAUCUAA